GGGCCGCGACGUGUGGCAACAGUGUGGCUCGCGUUCGACGGCUCCGCGGAUCCAGCCAUCGUGGGACCGAAUGGAGAGGGAACUUUUCGGGCCUCGCACUCCUCCUGCGGAUCCGUCAGGACGAGGGCAUGCCAUCAAUGCCAUGCAGUGCGACCUGAGGAACAUGGCCAAGAACAAGGCUGACAGCGAGACCAUGCCGCGUCGCGGCAAGGUCAGCGAGGUUUGUCGUGAGUGGCUCGUUCACGAGGACAGCGCCCUUGCCUACCGACUGCAGCAUGAAGAGAUCAAAGAUCAUUACACGGGCAACAAGUCGAGAAAUGCGACUGUCAGAGAAGACAUUCCGAGGGCAAGAACGGAGCAGCAGAAGGAAGAAGAGGAAGCCGCCUGCAUCAAGGCCAUGUACGAGCAGAUGCUGCGAGAACAAGAGGAAAUGGAUGCCGAGGUGGCACGGAGACUUGCUGAAAAACUAGAACGAGAAGAAGAGGAGAAACGACUCAGGACAGAAAGUCGGGACAGAAAAAUCGCCUCUCAACUCCAAUUACAUGAGCAAAAAAGGCCUCGUGCAGCUGACCCAGAUCUCUCUCGUCCAAUGAGUCAAAUGUCUGUGUCCGAUGUGGCUGGUCCGUCGGGUUUGCAAAUGUCCAGGAGAGCAGCUCCACUUCCAGUUGCGGAAAACCUAGACGACCUCUCCGAUUUCUGUCUUCAGCCGGACCCUGACAUGACGGAGGAGGAGGCUAGGAUUUUUCAAGAGGAACAAGACGCGGAGCUUGCGAGACUUUUACAAGAGCAGGAAUCUAAAAGACGAGGUGAUUCAGCUAUAGACAAAGACAGGCAAAUGGCCGUCGAAGCUCAGGACCACGAACUCGCCAAAAUGCUGCAUGACAAGGAAAGAGCAAAGCUGCGGCGGGCCAAAGAGAGAGCGAGACUGAGGCGUCUGCAGAGGGAAGAGGAGGCUGCGAUUGAAGGUGGGCAGGAAGGACCAAGGGCCACCGGCAAGCCCAGGUAUCCCGACCCUCCCCUGACUGUCGCUCAAAACAUCGCCGUGGCAAUCGACCCAACGUACAAAUCGUCAAUGCCUCGGAAGCAAAUGGCAGCGGCCGAACCGGAUUUGAUCACCACUGAUUUGGAUCAGGUUGAGGACGAAUCGGUUGAGGAUGAAGAAGAGGAGGAGGCGCCACCCUACAUGCCCAUUCAGGGCCAACGGAGGACGGCGUCACUCGAGAAGAAAAAGAAGAGGGAUCAGGGUUGCAAGCAGCAGUGAAAUUAUUACUUUUAAAUUAAUCAGUAUUUAAAAUACGGUCUGAGCUUUAAUGUGCUAAUUACAAAAACUCCCGAUUAAUAGCCAUAUUGUGAAAUUUAACUGUUAAGCCUCAAGAUAGAUUCUUGGGAUGUUUUUGUAUAAAACAAGUGAUGGAUUACGAAGAUAACAAAUAUUUUUGUCAUUCCACUGAAAAUUAGUUUUUUCGGCUCUGAAAACUUAAAUUGUAUCUGGUAAUUUGAUUGUAUUUUUUGUGAGAUCUGAUUUUUUGUAUUCACAUCACAAAGGCCCAAGUGUAGCAAAGUUAAUUGUAAGAAAGGCUAGUCAGACUUUUAAAACGGAGAAGGGUGUUUUAGUUGAGACAUUUUUUGUUCAUAACGAACUCGACAAUACAAAAUACUCUUGUAUUCUGCAUUUUUAUAUUCUUACCUACUCAUUAUCAAUAAACUAUUUCUUUACAAUUUUUUAUAAG
Molecule: messenger RNA, 1730 nt
Organism: Neocloeon triangulifer
Lineage: Eukaryota; Metazoa; Arthropoda; Insecta; Ephemeroptera; Baetidae
Product: coiled-coil domain-containing protein 50
Exons: 8
Coding region: 71-1261 (396 amino acids)
Source: RefSeq, a predicted model, not a curated record